CGUAACACACAGUUGUGUGUCGUAAUGCGCUAGGGUCUGACUGAUCCUGUCCACACGUGAGAAUUGUGCCGACAACUAAAAGUUGUCAUAUGCAUGGAAAUAAAACGAUUGCCUAUUGAACAACCAGUGAAUAAAUAAAAGAUGAAAGCAACAGCCAAGGAGCAGAUGGAGCAAUCAGAGUCUUCGCACGAUGAGGAAGAUGAGGGACCGACCAGGGCCAAAAGGGGUAAGCCCGAGGUGGUCCAGAACGGGCUCCUCCGUCCCGUGAAGCUGUCGCGCGGUGACCUCUACAAACCUCCCACCGCAGAUGAACUAAACCAGCUCAAGGAGGCCGAGAGCCUGUUCCACUGCAGCCUGCUCAAGAUGCAGAUGGAGGAGCUGCUGAAGGAGGUUUCCCUGAGUGAGCGCAGGAAGCAGCUGAUUGACUCUUUUGUCCAGAGUGUCACUGAGCAGCUCCAGACUGUACCACAGACUUCUGACAUGGAGCUAAGUGACUUGUCAUGGUUGUCAGGAGGGGUGAAGGUCCCCUUUGUCUUGGUGCCAAAGGCAGCCAAGGGCAAGUUUCACAUGGCACCGCCCAUAUCUGUUACCAUCAUAGGCAGCUACCCACUGGGCACCUGCACCAAACCAGGCAUUUCAGUUGAUCUGGCAGUCACUAUUCCUGCUGAUAUCCUGCACCCUAAAGAUGCCUUAAACCAGAGGUACCCACGGAAGAGGGCGAUUUACCUGGCAGGACUGGCACAACAUCUUGCCGCCUCUCCCGCCAUCGGGGCCAUGCGGUACUCAUGUCUCCAUGGCAACCGCCUCCGUCCUAUCCUGUUGCUUUCCCCUCCAGGCAAAGACUCCUCCAGUUUCACCUUGCGACUCCACGCAUGCCCUCCACCGGGCUUCUUCAAGCCCAGCCGCUUCCACCCCCAGAGGAACAACAUCCGCACCGACUGGUAUACUGGCCUGGGGAGCUCUCAGCCAGCGACAAGUGAGCCGCCCACUCCCCACUACAACAGCUCUGUUCUUGGGGACAUGCUACCCAGGGCCCACCUGCAGUUCCUGACCGCUGUGAGCUCCCAGUGUGCCGCCUUUGCAGAGGGAGUGGCACUGCUCAAAGUGUGGCUCAGACAGAGGGAGCUGGACCAGGGCGUUGGGUGUUUCAGUGGAUUCCUUGGCUCCAUGCUGCUGGCAUACCUCCUCUCCUGCCACAGAGUCAGCAACACCAUGACAGCCUACCAGCUGCUCCGCAACAGCCUGCAUUUCCUGGCUUUCAACGACCUGACCGAGAAUGGAAUUACCCUAGCCAAAGGCCCAGAUUCAACAGUGCCCUCUCUCGCCGAGUUCCACACUGCUUUCCAGGUUGUUUUUGUCGACCCCUCUGGACACCUCAACAUGUGUGCUGACAUGACAGCCUGCACCUACAAACAGGUGCAGCACGAGGCUUCUCUGUCGCUGCAGUUUUGGGACGACCCCACCGUGGAUGGAUUCCAUGCCCUACUCAUGACCCCCAAGCCCAUGAUCAGGACCAGUGACCAUGUCUUCCAGCUGUGUGAGCUGGUCAAGCUGCAGGGCUGCUGUAAGAAACUCAACCUCCUCAGUGAACUCAUGGACCACAGUGGAAACUACGUCCUCACCGCACUCCCCUUCAUCCUCUCCCUCCUGCAACGAGGACUGGGCCAAAGAGUCCGCCUCCUCACCCACUCACUGACCCCUGACCCCGAGUGGCCGGUGGAGAGUGAUGCUCCGAAGCACAACGCCCAGCCACCCCUGUCCUUUGGCCUGCUGCUCAACCCAGAACAGGCGGCCUCUGUACUGGAGAGAGGACCCCCAGCCGAUAGUCCCAAGGCUGAGGAGUUCAGGCAGCUGUGGGGGUCUCGCUCUGAGCUGCGUCGGUUCCAGGACGGUGACAUCACGGAGGCUGUGGUGUGGGAAGGAGAGACCACCUGUCAGAAGAGACUGGUCCCACGCCAGCUCAUCACCCACCUGCUGCAGCUUCAUGCAGAUAUACCAGAAUCCUGUGUGAGAUACAUUGGAGGGAUGCUGGAUGAUGUCAUCAAAGUGGGACGUGAGGUGUGCAGUACUGGUGAGGAGGAGAGUCUGAAGGUGGUUCAGUCAUAUGAUGAUCUAAGCAGGAAGCUGUGGACGCUGGAGGGGCUUCCCUUGUCCAUAACUUCAGUGCAGGGGGCCCACCCAGCCCUCCGCUACACCCAGGUGUUCCCCCCAGUGCCCCUGAAGCUGGACUACUCAUUCUUUGACAGAGAGAAGUUGUCCCGGUCACUGGUACCCCAUGAGGUCAAACCUUGCCCUGUGUACAUCACCCCUGUCCAAGUGAUCUGCCACAUGGAGGGCAGUGGGAAGUGGCCUCAUGACAGAGUGGCCAUCCGCCACAUUAAAGCAGCCUUCCACAUCAGCCUGGGAGAACUGUUAACCCAACACCACCACUACACCUGCCAGCCCAGUCCCACACACCUGGAUGUGUGGAAGGAUGGCUUUGUGUUCAGGAUCCAGGUAGCGUACCACCGGGAGCCUCAGGUCCUGAGGGAGAGUGUUAGUCCAGAGGGCCUGCUCAUCGUCAGGGACAACGCGGAGGCUCAGGCCCUGGAGAUGGCCACCAUGCAGCGGCCCCUACUCACCAGCACCCUGCACGGGCUCCAGCAGCUCCACCCAUGCUUCGGGGCGGUGUGUCGCCUGGCCAAGCGCUGGCUGGGAGCGCAGCUCUUUAGCGAUGACAUCACAGAGGACACUGCUGACCUGCUGGUGGCGUCCCUCUUCCUGCAGCCGGCCCCCUUCACUCCUCCAGGGUCUCCUCAGGUCGGUUUCCUUCGGUUUCUCCACCUACUCUCCUCCUUCGAUUGGAGAAAUAACCCCCUGGUUGUCAACCUCAACAGCCAGCUCACCGCUGCUGACUACACUGAGAUCAAGAAUGACUUCAUAGCCUCCAGAGAGUCUCUGCCUGUUAUGUUCAUGGCCACACCCAACGACAAGAAAGUCUCCAUUUGGACCAAGCAGGCUCCCACUGUGCAGAUGUUGCAGCGUGUGGUGAUGGUGGCUGCAGAGAGCCUGAAGAUCCUAGAACCUUUGCUGAUGGACACCAACCAGAUACAGGACAUCAGGGUGGUCAUGCGGCCUCCAUUGGAUCCCUAUGAUGUCCUGAUCCACCUGAGCCCCAAGCAGGUGCCCUUACUAAGCCAGGCAGUGGACCCGCCUCAUGCCACCUUCAGCAGGGGCAUCCUGGCUGGCAGAGUGGCCAACACUGGAGGGGCACUACCCGUCAUCGACUUCAACCCCGUCACCCACUACCUGGCAGAGCUCAGGGAUGCAUUUGGAGACCUGGCUCUGUUCUUCUAUGACCCCUAUGGCGGCACUGUGAUCGCGGUGUUAUGGAAACCCAAAGCCUUCACCCCACUGCCGUUUAAGACCUCCCAGAUGGUGGCUCGUCGUGUGGAGGUGAGUGGGGAGGAGGCUCACACUGUCCCCAACGUGGAGGCCAUCCUGGAGGAUUUCAGGGUCAUGGGCCAGGGCCUGGUGAAGUCUGUGGAGCCAAGGACGGAGAAAUGGGUGGUGUAGUGUGGACUGAGGUCACACACACCCCCACACACACAUGUACCAUGAUCAUAUUUUAACUUGCACAAUCAAGUUCGACUUUAAAUUCAUUCCCCAUAGCCAGCAACUUUCUUAGUGCAAAGGUUGCAUGUUCAGAUCUCAUCACGGACAACUUUAGCAUUUUAGCUAACUUUGCAACUACUUAGUAUGUUAGGUUAAAAGCUUAAGGUUCGCUAACUCCUAACCUAGCUAACAUUAGCCACCUAGCAAUCUAGCUAACGUUAGCCGUAACAAAUUGGAAUUGGUCACAUAUCAUACGUAUUGCAAAUUUGUAACAUAUUGUAGGAAUCGUAAUUCGUAACAUGAAGUGGAUGGACAUCAACAAAUUGAUAAUACCAUAUGAAAUGCAGCAUCAUACUAAAUUGAGUGAAUUUACUUUUACUAUGUUAUGUUUACCCCUGAGUACAGCUUGAACACAUUUAAUUGUAUAUCAAAGUCUGUUAUCAAAACAAGUCAAGGAGAUUUAUUGGGUAGGAGAAAUGUUGUAAGAAACUAACCAUGUCUUUGUUUUUGCUGGUUCUUUACCCAGUCUUAUAAAAAACGAGUAUUCUCAAGCUUGUCUGUGUUACUGUUUCAUCUGGGAGGGUAAAUACUGACAGCAUGAUGCGGUAGCAGUGAACUGUCCCUAUGGUAAUCCCCAUAGUGUAAAAGCAGUCUAGUUGAGAUGAUGUAUCCUGACCAACAGGGGGUGCUUCACCCUAUCUAUGAAAGUAGAACAUGAAUUUAAAGCAUGGUCAAUCUGCAUCUGCAUUAGCCAUGCAGCAUUUACGGCGUUUGCAGAGGUCAGGGCAUUCAUACUUGUGCUUUGCAGAGCUGUUGUGAAGGAAGUGAGUUUGUGCUCAUAUAGGACCUCCUGCCCUCACCUACUGUCAACUAGUCAUGUCAAUGCAGAGCUUUAUGGAGCCCUAGAGUUGUUACAAAAAGAGGAAAAGAGGCUCCGUGGGAGUGCGGUAUGGAGCUCAAUUUGGCCUGUGAGCAAAGACUCACACUGUUCAAGCACCUCGGGCCACAUUUUCGUAUCGAGCAUAAGUUUUCUCUUAGAGUACAGGCAGGCAUGCCUGAGCAUGACUGACUAGGCUACACCCUCCCCUUCUCCUGGGAAGAAACCCGGGGACGCAUAAGUAACAUGAAGUGUCAUUACUCUGGCCGUUUGGGUGUAACGAUUACCAUUUGAAAUAGCGUAGAAGUACGUUCUCACUGGUUUCAUAAUCACAGAGCUGCCAAAUAUCGCCUCGGCGGUAAAUUCCAAAGGGCUUGCAUAUUCUUUCACAACUGCAAAAUGGGUACGAGUUAAAAAUAAAAAUAAUUCCAAAAAUUGAACGCCUUGCUUGCUUUACCUUACUUACACAUCAUAGUGAGUGUAAAUAAAGCAUAAAUAACAAGUGUUUGCUUAUUUUUAUGAACCUCUUGCCUAUUUUUACAGUUGCAAAAGAAUACGCAAUAUUCUAUAGAAGCAAAAAGACGACGUCUGGGUUUUUCCUGACCUGCGGUUUGCCAUUUAUUUCUUGUGGCCUCGUGCAGCCAGGGCUAUUGCCAGUGCCGUGCAAAAGUUUUUAUCCCCCUUUCUGUUUUUCCUAUUUUGUUUCAUUACAGCCUGUAAUUUAAAUUGAUUUUUAUUUGGAUUUCAUGUAAUGGAUUUACACAAAAUAAUCCACAUUUGUGAAGUGAAAUGAAAAAAAU
Molecule: messenger RNA, 5271 nt
Organism: Oncorhynchus mykiss (rainbow trout)
Lineage: Eukaryota; Metazoa; Chordata; Actinopteri; Salmoniformes; Salmonidae
Product: nucleolar protein 6 (RNA-associated)
Biological process (GO): tRNA export from nucleus; rRNA processing
Cellular component (GO): CURI complex; UTP-C complex; small-subunit processome
Source: RefSeq, a predicted model, not a curated record